AUGGAGAAGCCCGGUCUAGCUAUCGGAGAUAUUCAACCUAGAUCGCGCCGAAACUCCGUGGCCUCUUUGUUCGGACCCCCUAGGUUGACCAAUGCAACACCACGACAAAUUGACGCUCCCGGAGCGUCUUCGGCACCUGGUGGGGAUGAUCAUAGCGCAGAGAAAGUGGCACCUCCAAAUCUUGCAAAGACGCUGAAUAGACGACUCAAAAAGGGCUCUCAGCCUAUCAUUGAAAGCGUAUCCCAGAAACUAAACGUCAAAAUCCUCGAAGUCAUUCAAAGUAACUGGAUCCCUAAUGAUGAUGGGAACCAGGAGAAGAUCUCUUUGAUUGGUGAACUUACCAAUCUGCAAUCUGCCAGUAUCGAAGAUGGAUCUUUUCGAUGGAUUCAUUUUGAGCGCGACACAGCAUCGAUAAACUUCGCAGAUUUUGAAAAAGUUUUGAAUGAUACCCGGGUCCUCUACACACAUGAGGCUGCAGUCGCCUCAAAAUGUCUCAAGGAAGUAGCCCUGAAUCGACGAACUUUUGCGCGAGGCAAGUACUUCGGGCCUUAUAUUCAUCAGGCCUCUUUGCCUUAUGGAAGUGAGGUCGAAGUACUCCCCGUUUCAGCCACAUUCCUAAGCUUCCCCAUAUUCGCUUUAAUGAGUAUCCCACACUACGGGGGAGAUGUGCACGCCAACAGCCGAAAUCUUCGAUCCUCAGACCAACAUCCUAUACGAUCGCUUUUGCAGUAUUCCAACAUCCUAGCCAAAACGACCAAGCGCGAUACACGCCAGGUAGUCACACGCGACGAGGUCGAAGACGAUGGUCAAGCGCCCAACCAUGAUAAACCCUUCAUCCAUGUCCCAGAGAUCUGGGCGCUGGUGAUCAAUAUGUACACCAUCAUAACUUGUGCCCCAUUUUCACUGGAUGAAUUGUGUUGCGAUAAUGUCAAAGUCCAUAACCCGCCAAGGCAGGAUCAAAAGGUGCUAGUCAAGUACACCGACCUUCAUGGAAGGCUCCAUGACUUUCGCUGCCGCACCUGGUUUGGCUUACUUGACAUUGUAUCCUCGAUCGAAUCCCAUGUCGAUAAGAUGAAAUCCUUGCUCAAUAAUCCGGAAUCCCAAUACAAGCUGAUCGACCCAAGAUUUCGACCUAUCGAUAACACUAGGUGGCUGGAGAUUGUCGAAGCUACUGGUGCACGAAGUGUCAACGUACGUGGUGUGACGCUGCUCGAAGACAGUGCCUUGUCACUGGACUUCGCCGAACGAAAAUUGCGAGCCUCAAUUCAGGGGACAUUUGUCCUUCUCGGCUACUCUGUCACUCUCAGGCGACUUCGAGAAAGAGCCAUGCGUUUUCAGGUCGAGAAGGUUGAGCGAGCAAAACAAGAUCAGGUCAAGAAGCGAAUUGCUCUUCUGUCGAAGGAAGCGAGAAACAUCAAGCGAAGUCGCCAUUUCAACCGCUUUCUACUUUACGCGACCCGAAGCCAGAUCUUAGAUCCCCAUGCGUCAGAUGCAUUCAAGCAGACGGAAGCACAAAUACCAAUCGGCCAGACGAAUCGAUCAACAACAGGAUCUACUAUUGCGGAGGAUUGUACUGAUCAGCGGAAGAAGAACUCAAACCCUCUCGAAUCGACCGCUGUAGUCAGACAUCUUCCCGAGGUCUUCGAAAACAAGUUGAAAAUCCCUACGAUCAAGGUUGACACGCAAGAGGACGAACAGACAAGAACGGGCGCGCCGAAGAUUCAACCAACGACCCCUCGGAUCACUCUGAAUGACGAGCACAUAAAUCAAAGCCCAAAGACGUCAGCGGCUCUGGUGCUGCCACCUCCAGUAGCGGCAUCUGGGAAUUCAGAGCCUACUCGCAAGAAGUCUCCGUCAUAUCAGUCUAUCGUAACGGAUGACCUAGAGGCUCAACGCUCGCCUGUGGAAGCAUUCGAAGAUCUCGAAUCGCAGCGGAGGUCGCGACUGCACUCCGUCCUUCCUCUGCAGAAGCACUCGUCACAUGCCGAAUCGUCUUUAGGGCUGGCAGGUCCCUCAAUUGUGGAUCCUCUAUCAGCCGACUCUCUUGGACAGGGCGUGCAAGAUAUGUCGCAUCUCACUUCAUUACCCCACAUCACCCCUGAGAACUCCUUGUCACAAGGAAUUCGACGACCAACCCAAAAACAGGCCUCUCUCCAGGAUACAGACUCCGUCGAUUCGAAAGUCUUCCCUGCCUCCCCGCCACGCUUACCUUUGAGGCCGGAAGGUGGAUCCACCAUUCUACGUUCCGAAUGGAAUGCUCUCAAUUCGAGCUCUUCACAGAGUGAAAGCGCCGAGCAUCCUUCAUCUGAAGAGUCCCCUAACGCCGGGGCGCUCCCAUAUCCACAGAAGAAUGACACCACACUGAUUCAGUAUGCCGCAACACAGUUGGAACAAAUUGAACAAAAGUGUAAUCAGCUUUUGCUUGACGGCAGACCCGAACCCACCAAUGACAAAUCUUCCCCAAACUGGCGCCUGCCUUCGGCUUUAACGCCAACCUUUCGCGAUAUCGUGCUGUUUCUACUAUGCAUAUACUUGGCAGUGACUGAUCAUGGAGUUGACUCAAUGUCUGUACAUCACAUUCGCGACAAAGUCCUCGGCGACUUGGCCGAAUCCGAAAGCGCACUGCUUCGGCUAUCUGAACAUGCGGAAAUGGAACUUGACCAGAGUGGUCACGAAUCGAUCAGGACUGCCGACACAAUCCUUGAAAUCUUGGUUGAGAACGCAAUGUCAUUUUCGACUAAAGAGGAACUUGACAAGAAGGGUCGUGCAAGGCUACCCUUUUUCGAUCUCGUGCACAUAUACAGCAGUUACACUUCCAGUUGUAUCUUCCGCGCGAAGAGGGACGCUAGCGCUCGUGUAUAUGAGGACGUGCGACUCCUCCGAGAAGAAGUUGAGACCAUCAGUCUUAUGCUUAAGGAUCAAAAAGACUUGUUUCGAAAGGUGCUAAAGGCUAGAGGAAGUACUCCUGAAACGCUUGAUAAAAGGCUCACCCACCGCAUACAAUCCAGUCUUGAUGAAACUAUACGUCAUUUUGAUACUCUGAGUGUUUAUGCUGUUCAGGCAGAAUUUUGGACCCGCAACUCUAUUGAGGUCAAAGGUGAAGACAACAGCAAAGCAAUCUACGUCUUCACCGCUGUCACAGUCAUAUUUCUCCCCCUCACUUUUAUCGCAGGCCUCCUCGGCAUGAAUACAGUCGAUAUUCGUAACGAGCAGGAUUCACAAUGGCUCUUCUGGGCUAUCGCCCUACCCUUCACGUUUACAGUACUUAUGAUCUGCCUUUGCAUUGCGAAGCUUAACUUCAGGUUGCGAAAAUUCGUCCGUUCCGUUCUCCGCAAAAGUGGCGUCCUCCGGAAAAUAAGGAAGGGGUUGGGAAUUUUAGGGAGGAGACUCCUCCCAGAGAAAUGGUAUAGACGUGGAACGAGGAGGGCGGCUGAUUGGAUUGAUAGUGUGAGAGAUGAGGCUUAG
Molecule: messenger RNA, 3465 nt
Organism: Endocarpon pusillum Z07020
Lineage: Eukaryota; Fungi; Ascomycota; Eurotiomycetes; Verrucariales; Verrucariaceae
Exons: 11
Coding region: 1-3465 (1154 amino acids)
Biological process (GO): transmembrane transport; metal ion transport
Cellular component (GO): membrane
Molecular function (GO): cobalt ion binding; cobalt ion transmembrane transporter activity; magnesium ion binding
Source: RefSeq, a predicted model, not a curated record